Falco peregrinus (peregrine falcon) is the source of this 1520-nucleotide messenger RNA. RefSeq names its product fucosyltransferase 7 (gene FUT7). Bases 114 to 1226 code for a protein of 370 amino acids. Gene Ontology annotation, molecular function: alpha-(1->3)-fucosyltransferase activity. NCBI's taxonomy places the organism in Eukaryota, Metazoa, Chordata, Aves, Falconiformes, Falconidae. The transcript has 2 exons. Gene Ontology annotation, cellular component: membrane. The record is from RefSeq and is a predicted model, not a curated record.
GGAAGGACCCACUGUGGGGCUGGGACGAGGCAAAACCGCAGAAAAGAGGAAGCCCUCGAGUGCCCCAGCCCAGUGCCGGCAGCUGCCUGGGCAGACACACGCAGGCACCUCACAUGCCGCCGCACCGGCCCUUCCCUGGUGUCAGUUCUGUCACCCAAGAAGGUGACAGCCAGCCCAGCAGCAUGCCCCGGGCACCACCACUGCCACAGCUGCUCUGGGGCUGGCCCAGCAUGAAGGUGGUGGUCACCACUGCGGUGUUUAUAUCCACCCUCUGGAAUUUGAGGUGCUUCCUCAGUGCCUCCGAGGUCUCCAGAAAAGCCCCUAAGCCCGCUGAGCCACUGGUGGUCCUGGUGUGGGAAUGGCCCUCAAAGCAGGUCCCCAACAUCAGCAGGGACAUUUGCCAUGAGCUGUACAGCAUUGCAGGCUGCUGGCUCACCAUGGAGCGACGGCUCCUGGGCCGGGCGGACGUGGUGGUGUUCCCCCACACCAGGCUCCAGCCCGGCAGGGACAGGCUGCCCAAGGAGAAGCCACCGGGGCAGAACUGGGUGUGGGUCUCCCUGGAGUCCCCUUCCAACACUAAAGCUCUAGCGGGAUGGAACCAGACCUUCAACUGGGUGAUGACCUACAGACGGGACUCGGACAUCUUCAUUCCCUAUGGCAAGCUUGUGCCCAGCCAGUCAGCCACCAUGAACAUCCCCAUGAAGACCAACUUGGUGUCUUGGGUUAUCAGCAACUACCACAGGACUCAGAAAAGAGCUGAAGUCUACAAAAACCUCUCCAGGUACCUCCAUGUGAACAUAUACGGGAAAGCAAACAACAAGCCACUUUGCAAGGACUGCCUCUUGCCAACCACAUCCAAGUCCAAGUUCUACCUGGCCUUCGAGAACUCCAUCCACCAGGACUACAUCACCGAGAAGCUAUGGAGGAACUCGCUGAUGGCUGGCACUGUGCCCGUUGUGUUGGGACCUCCCCGGGCCAACUACGAGCAGUUCAUUCCUGCGGACUCCUUCAUUCACAUCGAUGACUUUGGCUCCCUGGAAGAGCUGGCCGCUUUCCUGAAGACCAUGAACUCCAGCCGCUACCGGCAGUUCUUUGCCUGGCAGAAGAGGUACAGGGUGAAGCUCUACGCUGACUGGAGGGAGCGGAUCUGCACCAUCUGCACUGCCUACCCCAGCCUGCCCCAUGGCCGUGUCUAUCCCAACCUGGAGAGCUGGUUCAACACCUAGCACAGGGCUGGUGUGUGCUGGGACCGUCAGGGACAUAUCUGGGUAGGGGAUGGAGGAGUGGGGGAGCAUGGGGAACCCUCCUACACACCAGGACGUGGGGCAGGGAGGGAUGUGAGAACCCCAACCUCUCCUCCCAACCUGGCUGUUGCUACACUGGGACCUUGAGCAACUCUGCGUGACUUAAUUUCUUGCAAAACGGGACUAACCCCUCUGCCCCUACCCAACACUGACCUACCUCGCCAGGGUGCUGGCAGGACAAGAGGGUGCUUUGGAAAUAAAUGACACAGUGCUGCA